CAAAUGGCAACUUGAGUAAACAGGAAACAAAGGCACUUAAAGAACUCCGUAUUAACACAGAUUUGAUUACCCCCCUUAUCCGAGAGUUUGAUAAUGUGGUAGUCCUUGACAAGAAUCACUACAUUCGUAUGGCUGAACUUCUCCUGAAUGAUG
This is a messenger RNA of Pelobates cultripes (western spadefoot toad), 153 nucleotides long. Lineage: Eukaryota; Metazoa; Chordata; Amphibia; Anura; Pelobatidae. The record is from the annotation of a GenBank genome assembly.